AUGGCGGCGAGAGCAGUAACCUGGUCCGUGUGUCGGCGUCUUUGGCAGGACUCAGGAAAUUUUUUUUUAAACAGUUCUAAAAACAGUGCAGUGGAAAAUGGUGGUUUUCUUGUCAGUACCAAUAUAAAGUGGGUGCAGUUUUUAAACCUACACAUUGAUAUUCCCAAGGAGUUGACCAAGCCUAAGAUAACCGUUUCUGAUGAACCAGACACCUUGUAUAAGCGCCUGUCAGUUCUGGUCAAAGGCCAUGAUAAAGCUGUAUUAGACAGUUAUGAGUAUUUUGCUGUGCUUGCUGCUAAAGAACUUGGUCUCUCUAUAAAAGUGCAUGAACCUCCAAGGAAAAUAGAACGAUUGACUCUUCUCAAAUCAGUUCAUAUCUUUAAGAAGCACAGAGUUCAGUAUGAAAUGAGAACUCUUUAUCGAUGUCUAGAGCUAGAGCAUCUGACUGGAAGUACAGCAGACGUCUACUUGGAAUAUAUUCAGCGAAACUUACCUGAAGGGGUUGCCAUGGAAGUCACAAAGACAAGAUUAGAACGGUUACCAGAACACAUCAAGGAGCCAAUCUGGGAAACAGCACCAGCAGAAAAAGAAGAGAGCAAGUCAUAA
This is a messenger RNA of Elephantulus edwardii (Cape elephant shrew), 606 nucleotides long. RefSeq names its product mitochondrial ribosomal protein S10 (gene MRPS10). Bases 1 to 606 code for a protein of 201 amino acids. Lineage: Eukaryota; Metazoa; Chordata; Mammalia; Macroscelidea; Macroscelididae. Gene Ontology annotation, cellular component: mitochondrial small ribosomal subunit; mitochondrion. The transcript has 7 exons. The record is from RefSeq and is a predicted model, not a curated record.